AUGGGUGAGCUUGUAAAUGCUGCAAGAACAUUAGGUGAAACAGGAAAUUUUGUAGAUGGUUUUAAAAGACUUGUUUCAAAUGUUUUAACAAACACAAAGAAAUUAUUUAGAUAUACCGUACAUAACGGACGGAUUUUCGAACAGAUAGCAACAAACCCUCCGGUUAUGGCUGCGUUGAUGAUGGUUAGAGAUAUAAAACCACGUAACGACGGGAACGAAGAACAUGAACAACAGGAUACUGGUCGGGUUAUUCGAGACAUUAAAAACGUGUAUCCUGAAGUUAUUGAUUUAUUUAGAGGAGUUAAUGAUUCAAUUUCAAAACAUUCUAUAACCCUCGAUGAAGAGAAUAAAUUAACAGAUUAUAUAUUCGUCAUUAUUGCAGAAUUAAUGAAGAGAAUAAAUGAAAAAGGAAUUGGUGAUAUCAUUAAUGUCAGCGAUGUAAUGAUGAAAAGAAAUUUUGACUCAUUAUUUACAAAACCGAAAACAGAAUAUAGUCUUUAUGACGUAAUUACCGAAUUAAUGAAAAAGAUUAAUGAUAAUAAGAGUUCUGGCGGAAGAGUUGAAUUAGAAGUGAAUGAUGUUAAUGAGAAAUUAGCCGAAAAAGCAGACAAAAAUGAGCUUUUAGCUCUGAGUGAUAAAGUCAAGAACCAUGUUCAUUAUAUAACUUCAGACGAACAUAUUAUAACGGACUACCAUGGAUAUUUAACACAGGAUGAACAAAUAAGCACUGAAGAUGUUAAUGAAAGAAGAUAUAAAUACAUUCGUGCUAAAGGUUAUGACAUAAGCUGUACUGUACAGUAUGA
Trichomonas vaginalis G3 is the source of this 803-nucleotide messenger RNA. RefSeq lists its product as uncharacterized. The transcript has a single exon. The record is from RefSeq and is a predicted model, not a curated record. NCBI's taxonomy places the organism in Eukaryota, Parabasalia, Trichomonadida, Trichomonadidae. The annotation marks the transcript as partial.